AUGAAGAAGCCGGCGGGGAAAAUUCAGAAGGGGCCGAUGGUGACCUUGGACUUCCCGAAAGACUUCCUCUGGGGCAGCGCCACGGCGGCCUACCAGAUCGAAGGUGGCGCCUUCGAGGGCGGACGGACAGCCUGCAUCUGGGACACCUUCUGUGCCACAGAGGGCAAGGUCAAGAACGGGGACAAUGGCACCACGGCCUGCGAUCACUAUCACCGCUUCAAGGAGGACGUGAAGCUGAUGAAGGAGCUGAAUCUCCCGGCCUACCGAUUUUCCAUCUCCUGGUCCCGGCUGCUGCCCAAGGGCCGGGGGGAGCCCAACCCCGAGGCCGUCAAGUUCUACAACGGCCUGUUGGACGAGCUCCUGAAGAACAAUAUCAAGCCCCUGGCUACCAUCUACCACUGGGACCUGCCCCAGUGCCUGGAGGAUGAGUACGGCGGCUGGCUCAGUCGUCAGGUGAUUGACGAUUUCGAGCAUUACUCGGCCACUUGCUUCAAAUGCUUCGGCAGCAAGAUCAAGUCGUGGAUCACCUUCAACGAGCCUUGGUGCUCCACUGUCUUGGGCUAUGCAAACGGCGAGAUGGCCCCGGGCAAGAAGGAGAAGCCGGAUACCGAGCCCUACAUCGCAGCGCACCACAUCAUCCUGAGCCACGCUCGGGCGGUCAAGACCUAUCGCGAGAAGUUCCAGGCGAAGCAAGGAGGCCAAAUCGGCAUCACGCUGAACAUGGACUGGAGGCAUCCGCUCACGGAGGCCGAGGGUGACAAGGCCGCUGCCCAGCGUGCCCUCGACUGGCAGCUUGGAUGGUUCGCGGAUCCUAUCUGGAAGGGCGACUACCCGGAGCCUCAGCUGGGAGAUGUUCUCUUGAAGUUAAAGAGGGAGAGCAUGAGAAAGCGCUGCGGGGACAGGCUGCCGUCCUUCACCGAGGAGGAGAAGCAGCUGAUCAAGGGGACCUCGGAGUUCUUCGGCCUGAACCACUACUCCACGGCGUAUGUGGCUGCACCAAAGGGGCAGGCCCAGACCCUCUCCAUGUGGGGGAACGUGCAAGCCGGCGGGUACUUCGAUGACCAGGAGGUGGAGCUCAUCGACGAUCCAAGGUGGGGUCGCUCUGACAUGGACUGGGGCGUCGUGCCCUGGGGCCUGAAACAUAUGUGCGAGUACAUCCAGAAGGAGUACCAGCCUCAAGGAGGAAUCCUGGUUACCGAGAACGGCUGUGCCGUCGCGGAUGACGAUGUCCAAGUCGCGAAGUAUGAUGCCUUCCGUGUGGACUUUUACCAAGGGUACAUCGCCCAGAUGCACAGGGCGAUCAAAGCCGGUGCUGAUGUGCGAGGCUACUUUGCCUGGUCCCUGAUGGACAACUUCGAGUGGGCUCUCGGGUACUCCAAGCGGUUUGGGAUGGUGCACAUCGAUUACGAGACGCAAAAGAGGACACCAAAGCAGUCUGCAUUGCUCAUCUCGGAGAUUGCAAAGUCGAACAAGCUGAUUCUGCCAGAGUCCACGCUGGAGGAGUCCGACUUCGUGAUGAUCGAGGAGGGUGCUGGGCGCAAGACGACCAAGGACGCACCGCCUGGCCAGAAAUGA
Symbiodinium sp. CCMP2592 is the source of this 1575-nucleotide messenger RNA. The record is from the annotation of a GenBank genome assembly. NCBI's taxonomy places the organism in Eukaryota, Dinophyceae, Suessiales, Symbiodiniaceae.